Messenger RNA from Grus americana (Whooping crane), 12617 nucleotides. RefSeq names its product cordon-bleu WH2 repeat protein like 1 (gene COBLL1). The coding region runs from base 161 to 3670 and encodes 1169 amino acids. The transcript is spliced from 17 exons. The record is from RefSeq and is a predicted model, not a curated record. Lineage: Eukaryota; Metazoa; Chordata; Aves; Gruiformes; Gruidae. Gene Ontology annotation, molecular function: actin monomer binding.
UUUGGGGUUUUUUUGCACUUGUGUUUUUUUUUUUACUCUCCACCCAAAGCGUGGUUCAGCGAGCGGCUGCCCCGGCACAAGGAGCCCAGCGGAGUCGUGUGCGUGGCCGCGGCCACCGCCCGGGGAAGGCGCCCCAUGGCCGCGCUGUAAACAGCGGGGAAUGCCUGGGCUUGGGGGUGAGGCGGCGCUGGGGGCGGCAGAACGGGGCCGUCUUCCUCAGCCCGCCCCGAGCAGAAGAAAAUCUAAAGCGCCACCUCCUCCAUCUGAAACAAAACCCACUGCUGUUUCUCCAUUUGAUGACACAGCAUCAGCCAACCUCAUCAUGGAACAGAAAGAGAACGUAAUCGAUAAAGACAUUGAACUAUCAGUGGUCUUGCCAGGAGAUGUGAUCAAGUAUACUACAGUCAACGGGAGGAAGCCCAUGAUGGACUUGCUGAUCUUUCUCUGUGCACAGUAUCAUUUAAAUCCAUCAAGUUAUACUAUAGAGUUGGUAUCAGCAGAAAACAGCCAGAUUAAAUUCAAACCCAACACGCCAGUGGGAAUGCUCGAAGUGGAAAAGGUGAUUGUAAAGCCAAAACAAAUGGAUAAGAAGAAACCUGCUCCGGUUAUACCAGAGCAAACAGUAAGGGUAGUGAUAAACUACAAGAAGACACAGAAGACGGUAGUAAGAGUUAGUCCACAUUCACCCCUUCAAGAACUCAUACCAAUUAUCUGUAGUAAAUGUGAGUUUGAUCCUUCACACACUCUACUGUUGAAGAAUUACCAGUCUCAAGAACCCCUUGAUGUGACAAAAUCUCUUAAUGACCUUGGACUAAGAGAAUUAUAUGCCAUGGAUAUCAGUCGAGCCACAUCACCAGUUGAUUUAAAUUUACCGUCUUUGCAAGACUCCUACCAAUCUGAAAACUUAGAUGUUCUGAAGGAGAAAGAAAACAAAGGAUUUUUCAGCUUUUUUCAACGAAGCAAGAAGAAAAGAGAACAAGCUGCCAGUGCCCCAGCAACUCCAUUGAUGAGCAAGCCAAGGCCAACAUUUAUCACGAGAUCUAACACUGUUAGCAAGCAGUAUGAUUCAAACACUCUGCCAUCUGAGAUGCCGAAGAAACGGAGAGCUCCUUUACCGCCUAUGCCAAAUUCUCAGAGUGCUCCCCAGGAACUUGCACAAGCUCAAGUCAGACCGGCAUCUGAUCUUGUGAAAUCUAACAGCCUUGAUAGGAACAAACAGGCCCCUCCAGGAUUAGUACGGAAAGGUUCUCUGCCGCUCAGUGACACCGCUUCCGUGAACUCCUCUCUACGGAGGAUGAAGCGGAAAGCACCCUCACCACCCUCUCGAGGACCAGAAGAUCAAAGUGAAAGCAGUAAUGAGACUGUAACAGAGUCAACAGAAUCAGCCCCUACUAAAGUGGAGGAAAGAGCCACUGAAAUGCAGUCUGAAACAGGUGUAAGGAGUGCAGAAUACAACCUGGAAGAAAUUGAUGAAAGGGAAGAGAUGAGCAUGCAACAGAGAGAGGACAGUGAAAGUACAAAUACCUCUCUCGGGACAGGAGAGGUUACUGCAGCCUUCAGCUCUGCUGAGGCACGACUGGAAACUGAAAAAAAAGAUCCUGCUUCAUCAGUUCCAGUUCCUGGCAGUGUUUCUGUAGACAACUCGCAAAGCUUUGAGGAAGAAAAACAAGAAAAUAUGAGCACAGAUGGCAAAGGACUACAGACUAAGAUAAGCAGUGAGCAGGCUGCAUUUGAAAAAGACAGGAAGCUUAGAAUUUUGGAUCAAAAUAAAACUGAUGAUCACAGUGAUGCAAAACUCCUUCCAACACCAGAAGAAGCAAAAGAACUUCAGACAGCUGAAAUUAAAACAGUAGAUUUUAGAGAAAAUAACAAGCUUGAAGUUGACAGACUGUCAAACUGCCAGGCAUGUAAAAAUGACAUCUCUGGAAGUCAUAGGAAUUAUCCUCAACUGAUUCCAGACAAGCAAGUUCAGAAAACAAAUCAAACCAGCUUGGACACAGUAAAAACUCAGGAUGUUGCAAUCCAGACAGGUCCAUCAGGUAGCGAUCUGGGAAGGACUACACAGAAAGAAAUUAUUGUUCCUCAAGGUACUGAAUCAUCCACAUUCAGAGGACUGGUCCCUCGACACAACACAGACACAAACAACCCCCUUCUUCAGGUGAUGCAUAUAAUACAAGAGGAUGAAGAUACUUCAACAAAACAAAAUCUUGAGAGGCAAGAAGUUACCUAUGAAAAAGUAAUUCCCUUACAAAAUCAAAGUCACAUUUGUAUAAAUGGCAGUAAUUUUGCUUCACCAGAAACAACAGCAAAAACUCCAGAUGACUCUCCUGUAAAAGGUUACCCUCUUUAUAGACAGGACACCAAACCUAAACCCAAGCCCGCUAAUGAAAUUACAAGAGAUUACAUACCAAAAAUUGGAAUGACUACUUAUAAAAUAGUGCCUCCAAAAUCCUUAGAAAUAAUGAAGAGCUGGGAAUCAGAAAUUCCAUCAGAUUAUAAGGAUCAAGAGGUAACUACUUUGGAAAACUCUCUGAAGCAUGAAGACCUCAAAGAAUUCAUAGUGCAAGCUGAAAUUCCUCAUCUUCCAAAAAGUGUGGGUCAUUUACAGAUUGGUUCACAAAAUGAACCUCCAGCAACAAAUGAUCUGCUGCACAGAGUGAACAGCAUUUCUGAACGCAUGACGUCUGGAGCUGAGAUAACUAUUGAGAGCAAUAGGAUGGAAACAGUGUCUUCCAAACAGCGUGUCCCACUGAUGCUAAGCUUGGAUAAUGCAAAUGCUGCUUCUGAGACUCAGGACAAGUCAAAUGCAUUAAGUCCUACAACGAAGCCUAGUUCUUUUUAUCUGCAGAUGCAACGAAGAGCUUCAGGUCAUUAUGUGACAUCUGCAAUUGCCAGAAGUACCACUUCUGCUCCUAAUUCCAUUCAAAAUGAAGCUAAAAAUACAGAGAUGGGGAAAAAAAUCUCAUCACCUGAUCCAACUUCUUUGUCUUUACAUAAAACAAGUACUUCCUCUCUGCCAGCAGAUGAAAAAAAAGUUGAUGAUGAAAAAAAAAUUGAAUCGUCCACUUCUCCUGCUGAAAGCAAUAAACCUUCAAGUUUUCCCUCCUGUCCGCCAGCACCGUUGAACCUAAGAACUCUAAGAACUUUUGCAGUCCCAAAGCCGUACUCCAGUUCGAGACCAUCCCCUUUUGCUCUUGCUGUCUCAUCCGCAGUCAAAAGGUCACAAUCAUUCAAUAAGACGCGUACAAUCACUAGCCAGGCACUGAGAGAGGAAUUUCCUGUUGAACUCCCCUCUGCUGCUUCAGCAGCUGAAUUCUCCUCCACUACCUCUGUGCCUCAAGUGAAAACUUCUUCCUUACAGACCAUAACAGGGGAGUCACAAAAUAGUCUAAUGGAUAAGAAAGGCAGCAAUGUGAAUAGUGAGCAGAAGAGUCAGGCGCAGUCAGGUGCUUCCACUGACCACCCACCCCCUGUCACUAAGAGACAAACCGCGAUGUCGUUCCAGCGCUCUGACCCAGAACAGAUCCACCAGAGCUUGCUGGCUGCAAUCCGCUCUGGAGAAGCUGCUGCCAAAUUGAAAAGGGUUGGUCCUCCAUCAAACACCAUAUCUGUCAAUGGAAGAGCCAGGCUUACUCCUUUGUAUUCCACAGAAGCAAAAGCUAAUCACUAGAUAUUAUACCAAAUAUUUUGCACUUUACUACUGCUUCAUAGGCCAACUUAAUACUAACUACAAAUUUUUGAAAGUGUAAAUGCAAGUAUAAGUUAAUAUAUUUUCGUCAAUUGUUAUAGGAAUUUCAAGCUGGGUCCUUUGAUGCCUUGGAAAGAUUAUUAGAAUAUGUAAAUUAUGGUAAUAUUUUGCCUUUUUCUCUUUAUAAAGCUGACUAUGCUGCUAAAAAGGUUUAAGAGAAGGUGCAGAUGAGCUUUGCUUACAUUAGAAUGAGAUUCAGAAAUUCUUGAUUUUAGCCUUCAAGACUGAAUGAUAUGUAGCACUAUGCUGAAAUUACAGAUUUAAAGCAAUCUAAGAAUUUUAAAUAAUUAAUUUUCAGUUGUGUAUUACUUUAACAGAUUGUAUGAAUUUAAAUCUACCACAUGCUGCCUCCAUAUUACUUUGUUAAAUUAAAUUUGUAAUUAGUAGAAAAUCUUAAUUAUAUACAAUACUUUGUUUCUCUUUAAAAAAUGGAUGGUUUUGUUCCUUCAGCUGAGAGUACUUGGGAUAAGUAUUUUGAUUUUUUUAAUCUCGUUAAUUUUUUUCCUGGUAGCACACAAAAAAAAAUCAGGACAUAAAUUAUCGGAAAUUUUUGUACUACUAAAAAACUUUUCUUAACAGUAGCACUACGUGACGUUUCUCAUCUGCUCUUUGACUACCUGUAUAUAGUAUUUACUUAGCACUCAGAUAAGCAAUACUUUUUGUGAACUAGAUAUAUUUUAAAGUAGUCAUCAGCAUAUAGUCACUUACUGAUAAAAUGCAAAUUCCAGUUUUGAUACUUAAUGAAAUAGAAGAACUCUUUUUUCACUGGAAGUAUGACUGAAGAAUGAACUGCUUUGGACUUAUUAAUGUAAAAUAUUUUAAUCUUAAAACAGCACAAUAACACACAAAGCAUUCUCGUGUCUGAGAGCAUCUAUUUAUAGGUUAAGCAUUAAAUACCAAAAUGGGAAUAUAUAUUAAAAGAAAAUGCUUCAUGUUACAUGUUAUCUAUUUUCCAUUUCUUGUCAAGGUUAUAUGUUUUGGGGAGAGGGGUGGAACUACGAUCACACUCAUGAUGAAAUAGCUAGAUGAUGGAUGCAUGCAGCAAGUGCUGGGGUAUUUGCCAUAUUAAAAUAUUUUCUUGCUGGACUUGAUUUAAAUAAAAGUAAUUGUAUUUAGUUUCUAUUCUUUAACAAUAUAUUUAUUUUGUACUUUAGAGACAUUCUGUAACUCAGUUUCAGAAACUGAUCUAUAUGUGCAUUUCAAAGGGUUAUUAAUGGUUUGCUGCCAGGUUUUUGUGCAAUAAUCUCAGAGGUCUCAUUACUUUUCUAGUACAGAGUCAAUUAUUGAUUACAAAUAACAGUGUUAAUGCUGAAACCCUUCAAGGAAUGUUUUAGUAAAUAAAAAUUCAUAAAGAGAGCUGAUGAACAUUUGUUCACUGCUGUUCUCUCCCCUAUGUCUUAGUCCCUGUCAAUGUGUAUUCCCACUUCCUUCUCCACCUUGUUCUUGCCUCCAGUCAAGGACUAAUUCCAAGGGCGGGGGGAACUCACGUGGUAGUUCAAAAGUUCUCUUUCAGGGUCUGAUUGCAAAAGAACGCUUCGUCCUUCGCUUGAAGAUGGUGAGAUAGAAGAGAGUGACUGUACAUGUAUAACUCAGGGCCUGGAAAUAACAACGGCUGUGUCAUCUCCAACAGAAAUAGAUACAACUCCAGUGCCAAAAAGAAUCCAGGAGAGUUGGAUUUGGAUUCAUGGCUCCUCUACAACUGUCUUCGGUCAUUUUUAAGAUGUAAAUCCAACCCCACUCUGAUUUAUGAAUGAGAACAUCGUGUGCUGCUGACAGUAAUGCAAGAGUAAGUGCUGCUCUGCAACUUGCAUAAGGAAGACAACAUUACUAAUAUGAAAGAAAUUAAUUAACCAUUAAAGCAACUGCCCACAGAAACUUAGCUUUAGUCAUUAUUUACAUUCUGUAUAUGAAUUGAGAUUUAACUUGAUCACAAAUUACAGGCUUGAUGCAGAUUACUGCAUGAGGUUAUAUAGUAUUACCACUGCAUAGGGUUAGAUGGUCACAAUGGUACCUGAUUUUCAUGUGGGUAUCAGAUACCUGAAUUCCUACAGGUAAUAAUGGAAAAAAAAAAGAAUGUACUCCAGCAAUAUACAUAUCAGAAGAAUUUUCUUAAUUUUGAAGUAAGCUGAUAUAGAAGCAGGGAUGGGAAAACAUAGAACAUAAUGAUGUAUUAUAAAUAGAUUUAACUAAAAAGACAUGUCAUGUCUAGUAACUGAACAGAGCUCUUAGUCCUUCUUUUUGUGUCCUGUUUUUUAUAAAUAAUCAAAUUCUAAUGCAGCAGGGUUUUCCAGUGCUGUUGACCAAUCUGUAACACAGUAAGUCAAAAAGCAAAAUACCAGCUACAAAUAAUGCAGUACCCUCUCCUGUACCACACAGAGGGUAACAACACUUGUUUCAAGUCUUCCCUCUGAGUACUAAGCAGGACUGACCUUGCUUAGCCUGUGAUAUUUGAUAUCAUAGCCAGAGCAACAAGAACAUGCAAAAGUACAGUACAUACAAGGAAAUUUUCACAAGUGACAGAAUAGUUAAAAGAAUGGGAAUGUUAAAGAAUGGACUUGCAUAUGUGAUAGUGAACAUCCAGAGGAGCAGAGGAAUUGAAGCAUACAAUCAGCUCAGGGCAGGAGGAGAAUUAAGUCCACAGAACCUGCCGUUGCAACAGUUAUUAAAGAAUAAAUCUGGCCAGCAGUGGUUAUUUGCGAGUACUAGCGUACUUAGUGUACUAGUGCUGGUGUACAUUAACCACUAGUGUACUUACUAAUGGUUAAUAUAUUUCUAAUUGAAAAAGUAAUUAAUAAACUAUUGUUGGGCUCAGAAUUUCAUAAUUUCCCCCCAGCUAUAUGUGUGUGGUGGUUUUUUUCCCCGAUACAAUCCUGAGCGAGAACUAAGAUGUGGCUACAGUCACACUUAAUUGGUAGUGGUAAAGCAAGGACAAAUGAAUUUGCUUCACAGUUGCUUAAGGCUUUGUAUUGCUCUAUCAAAAAUACAGUGAAAAUCAUCUUUAAAAUAGUUAAGCUGAUUGUAAUUUUCUAAAUGAAACACUUGAACUAAACAGGGAGAUGGGGGAAGGAAUGUGGAGAAAGCUGCAAUUGGUCACCUUGGUUAAACAGCAUGACUGAUCCCAUCAGCAGAUGCUAUUCCAAUUCUUCAAAUUCUAAAAGCUAAUUAAACACUUGCCUUCUGCAGACCAAAGUGUAUUUGGACAUGCAAAUGUGGAUCACAUCAGGGAACACCUGCAGCUACAAAGUGCAUGUACCAAGCAAGUAAGUCCCUAUGGUAUGUAUGCCAAGCUGCUGCAAUUCCCAUCUCCAGCAACUAAGCGAUACAAAGAGGCGAAGCAAAGGCUGAAGAAGUGGAUUGCAGAUUAUUUCCUUUUAAACUGUAGAAGACUGGGAGAAAGAUGGGCACCCAGGCAGCAGGACAGUUAGAUGCCUCACUUUCAAGAGUUUAGCAUACUGUUACCCUUACUAAAAGCUGCAGUAUUCCUAAGGGUUAAUGCUUGAAAGGUCAGGUCUGUUGGGAGACAGCCAACAAGCAGUCGAGCUGCCGGUGGCCCCAGCUCUUAGAGCUGGUGCGUGCUAACCACCUCCAGAGUGCUGAGGACAGAAAGCUCUCAAAUAGACGCACUGUCUACCCGAGUCUCCCUCUACCAAAACGACCGAGGGGCAGGAAGAGGAGAGCAUUACAGUUUGUGUAGCUGCUGCUAACAGCAUGGUAACUGGUGUAAGAGAGCUCCACAGGAACUAUCGUGAGACAUAGGCAGGAGCUGUAUGCACGGAGUUCACCUAUGGCUGGCAUAACAGGACAAGGGACCCUGAAGGAGGGCGGUUUGGGGGAAGUGGGCUUCAGGGCUUUACCUGGAAAUGGUGGGUUUAAUUGUUUUUAUUCAAACUGUGUCUGCUAUUAAUGUGUUGUGUUUUGGGUUUUUUUUAAAAGUAAUUUUCAAAAUGAAAACAAGAAUGAAAUAUUCUAGGCUGUCAGGUGUGCUUGGAAGUUCAGUAGAUGUAAAAGGCGUAUUCUUUGGUGCCCACUAAAGGUAAAAGGCUGAAAAGAGAGGUAAGGAAGUGUCUGCUGGACCGUAUUGUCAGGAAAAGGAAGUAGGUGAGUCUUUGUGUAACUAUUACAUUAAUUUAAAGCUACAGUUUAGUGGUGAAGUGAAAUGUACGUUGCCUGAUCAUCAGUGAGGAAAACAACGCAGCAGAAAUCAAGCUGCAACCCAGCAGGAACAAUUUUGUCUCAGAAAGAGGAAAAAAAGUGAUUAAAAGCAGCAAAUAUUUUAGAUUGAUAACCUAAAGGUGGAAGGCAAUUUGGGUGAGAGAGAAAGAAUAAAACAAGAGUUGUAAGACCUUUGGAAAACAUGUCAAGAAAGAUUAAAGGAAUGGGGUUGGUUUAAUGUAAAAAAAAAAAAAAAAAAAAAAAAAUGGAAGAAUGAUUAGGAUGACAUAGCCAUGUUUCAACACAAAAAAAGUUGCUACACCAAGGCAAGUGAUUAAUCAUUGUAUCUUCAAGCAAUAGUCUGUGCCAGCUUUAGAGCAUAAUGGAAGAAUGUCUGUACUGGGCCAAACUAAAGGUUCAUUUAGCUUGUUACCUGGCUUUUGACAAUGAUCAAAAAUUCAUGCCUGGAGAAAAACAUAAGAUUAUAAAACACACAAAAUAGUACUUACCCUAGGUAUGCUCAACCUUCAACAAUUUUUAGCUUUGAGAAUGCCUAAGUGAAGAUGAUUUCUAUGUAUUUAAUAGUCUUAAAUAGUCAUCUUGUUCAAGAACUCAGCUAUUCAUCCUUUCAACUCCUGUAAACUUCGAGCAGUGGCAGACAGUACUGUGUGACAAGGAGUUGUUUGACUUAAUAACACAGUCUGAAGAACCAUCUUUUUGUUGUUUGUUGUGAACUUCCACUUACUAGCUUAAUUUUAUCCCCUCCAAUUAUUUUUCUGAAAGAUACAUUAACUCAUCAAUCCCCAUUCACGCUCUGUAUGCCACUCUGGUCUUUACAUAACGCAAGGGGUUGUACCUUAGGCAUUUGAAACUUGUACAAAGACGUAGGUCUGAGCAUGCCUUAUGAUUCACUUCUCUCACUAUCUUGGGAAGAGGGUAUUUUCUCUUAGCCACGUUUACUUUUCAAAUCUAUCUCCUUUUGCAGGUAUUUGCCAUAGUGAGUCACCUGCAGGAUACACCUAUCUUCUGUACAAGAUCAAGAGUUUGAGAGAAGUUUGUGUCCCACUUCUAAAGUGCUAAAUAUCCAGCUGAACAGAGCCUUCAUAAGUCCUUUUUAUUCACAUCUGUGUUCAGCUGAUUUGCAGAUGAUCUUUUCAGUUCACCGACCAGUGAACAAAAGAGUUAAAAAACUUGGGGAUAUGAUCCAUAGGUUGCUCAGUUUACUGCGGUAGGUGUUCAUUAGUUUCAACUUAAAGUAAUGAGAUUCCUUUGGCAGCUAAAAUGUGCCACUUUUACAUGUGAAAUUUCAAUCCAUUUUUCUCUUAGGAAUUGCUAUUGAAAUCCACUACCAACAUAGUAUGUUUGAUUAGCGUAGCUCAUCUAAUCUUUCUAAUUCAUCCAUUAGCAAUUUUCCCAGGAAAUUAUCAAGGCAUAAAUAUGUAAGGUUUCCAACAGCGAGAUGAGAAAUGAAGAAGCUUAACAACAACAAAAAAAACCCCCUUGCCAAGCAAACAUUCAUGCUACCUGCCACCUGAACACCAAGAGCUGUUGCUCCCAAAGGGAUGGCAAGUCAGAACCCAGCACAGUAACACAGGGAGGCCCCCGUCCCACCAUCCCUGAGUGAGGGAGCAGGGCAGGCCUGGACACAGCAGCCAGGGUCAGCCAAGAGUCCAGAUCACCAGACAAGCCCAGGGUGAGGAGGAAAAGUCUGUGGCUCUGGGUGCAGACCAGCACCAGGUCCAUGGCCAGACAAAAGCAUUGAUGCAGCAGGAACUGUAGCUCAAGUGAAGAAAAAGCCCUAGUGCCUCAGAUCCAGAGCAGCUCCCCAGGAAGGGAACAGCCCUGACUACAGCCUCCCCCCGAGAUGUCUGAAGAGCUCUUCCCAAGGUCACCAGACGGCCUGGCCUUGACCUCAGGGAGCCAAACCCACAAGAUAAGAAAGGAUGUGCUUAGGGCCUUGAUACCUGGCUCUGAUGGAAAGUGUGCCCCUGAGUGCAAGGAGCUACAGCAGUAUAAUACUUGAGAUAUGCUGGAGUUCACCCUUGGAGAAACAUCUUGCUAGUAGAUGCACACCAGGCAUAGCAGGAAAAGCAAGGAGCUGUGGGCAGGUUACUAACACUGCUAUGUUUUUCUCAUCCCCCUUCAAUCCUCAUCCACCGAAUGAAUGCAGAAGGCAAUCUGGCCAUAAUUUAUACUCCCUAUCCCCUUUUUUAAAAUCAUAUUUUCAAUAUAGUCAAUCACUAUGCUGAAGGUUACUGUAAAACGUCAGUUGAAUGAAGACCAUGUACUUGCAUGAUGAGCGCUUUUGCCUACAAAUACAGUUAUGCAGCAGCCGGACACUGGAAAAGCAUUAAUUCCUUGAACUCUGGAAACAAUGGCAAUACCUCAACUGCUCUGCGUGAGUGCUGCCAAACAGUUCAGAAGACCUCUUCAGGUCAGAGUACCCUGUCCACAUCUAUGCAGGAGACUCAGAAGAGUUCUCCACAAUGCCUGCCUCACCGCUGUGUCGCACCACCUCUUGUGUAUUUGGGAGGCCCUUCUAGCACAUCCAUGACUGGCUUGCAGCACAUACAUAGCGCAGCAAGGUGGACCAAGAGCUUCUGAAGAGUGACCAUGCCACCAGUCUGCCAGAGGCAGCCAAAGAGGUGGUGAGGAAACCUACACCAAACGCAGACACUGUCUUUCAGCUGUUCUCCCAUCCUGUGAAGGACAAGGAAGCAAACAAUUAUUCCCAUGGUGUUGAUUACCCAACAGCCUGCGCAGAGGAAUAUAAUCUUGCCUCACUUACAAAGUACUAGAAAAGUGUGAGGACCCACUCCCUCACUUCAUCUCUCCUCUUCUACCUUGUAACACACUGAACAUGGGCAGUUGCUUGCGUAGGCCCUGGGGUGAAGGCUCUGUAAAAGGCUGCUAGCAGCAAGAGGACUGUCUGUAAUUGUAGCCCUCCACUGAGGUCUUCCACAGUAACUGCUGCAGCAACGGAAUUUGGAGUGGAACAAGGCAGAAACUUAUCUGAGGAUGCUAUGAGAGACACCACCUUUCCAGACUGGCUCCACAAGAAGACUACGGAUAUGCACAUAUUUGAUCACAGUUAAAACUAAUACAAGUAAAUACACUUUGUAAUGGAAAACUGGAAAUAAAUAUGCAUGCUUCAAACCUCCCUAGGAACAGGAAACUUCUGCCUGGGUUUCACUUUUUUCCUGUCAGGUACUUCUAGCAGAUAAGCUCCUGACACACCAUUUCAGUGGGUGUCUGCUUGAGCUGGCUUUGGAGAUGUUCCAAGGCAGAUCUGUAAAGAUUCAUUCACAGAAUAAGGCUGGGGUUGCCUGUUUUACUCAAUCAGCUCAGUUACUUAAAGAGCCAUCUGAACUUGUCUGACUUUUGGUAGAGAAAAUACCCUCUUCCCCUACUCCAGAAAGGAUCUUGCACUCCCUGUUCUCUCAAGUUGGUCCUUCUCACUGGUAGUUCAGGCCAGCAAGGUCUUAUCAAGAGUCCAUCUUUCUUUAAUAUUCUUCCUCAAACAGCUGUUUGAAAUACAGUAAGCUUGAGAGGUCUUGGCUUAGAGGAGGUUUUAGUUCUGAGAGGCUGCAUAGUCCAGCUGUCCCAACAAAAAGAACUGAGGGGAAAAAGAACCUGGUUUGGAGACCAAAUCCUAUCAGCUAUUUACAAACAGAUUCAUCGAUGUAUUUUUAGCUUCUGCAAAUUUCCUGCAUUAGCUUCUAGCACUAGGCACUGCAUCCAGUUGCUUUAGUUUAUAGAGGAUUGACCAUCUGUGAGUAUACAAAGCUAUCAUUUUAAUUUGCUGUUCUUUUUGAUCUACUAUGAGAUUAUCUGAUAACUGGCAAGGCAUCUAACAAACAGCUGACCAACAACUUUGUUAGAAGAUCUACAGACAAAGAACUUUAUAAUGAUAAUGAUCAUAACAAUAGCUGCUCUCAUUUCUCUGGAUUGCUGAAAAAUGCAAAUUCAGACCUUUAAUAAUUGCAGCUCAGGCUUUCAUUUCUGACAGCAAAGUGAGAGAGAAAAAAAAAUCUUCCCAUUCUAAAAAGCUGUAAAAGAGGCUAUCAGCUUCUUUUUUUUUUAAUUAUAAUUCGCUUCAUUCUUGUUAGAAGAAUUUAAUAAACAAAGUAUAAGAGAGAAGAGAUACUUAUGGAGAACCUUUUCAUUUUGCUUUAAAAAGCCCUUUUUUGGUUUAUGUUGAUCGUUUUAAUGAUUCUGUUCUCAUGAUUCAGGAAUUUUAUGCUGUCUUAAUUUAAUUCAGCUUUAAUUUGAAUUGAAUAAAAUAUUGGCUAGCUUGCUGGCUAUGAUAAUAAAAUACAUGUACUGCUUAAAGUGUUUGAAAUAUAUAAAAUAAUCUGAAAUACACUUCUCUUCAAUGUAUGCCUAAUAGAUUUCAGUGAUGUAAUUAUUUCUAAUUUGUUAUGUAGAUAUAUAUUUUUAGAGCUUGCCAUGUAAGAAUAUUUUUUAAAAUUAGAUGUAAUGAGGUUAUAUACCACUAUCGCCUUUGGAACACCAAUAUAAGAAAGAGUACAAGAAAAUAAUCGAAUGUAUGCCUUGAGCUACACGAUGACUGUACAAACAGACUUCACGGCAAAUUACAUUUCCUUGACUAGUGUUGUCGUUACAGUGAUAUAAUUCAUGUUUCAUAACUCUGAAGAAAUAAUGAAGACAUUGUAACCAGAAAUGUGUCAAUUUGAAUAAAUUUAUUAUGAAUUGC